AAAAUAAGUACUUCCCCGUGAAAGUCAUGCACAAAGAACUUCAAAACUGGCUUAUAAAUCUGUUAUGUUUUCAGACAACCGGUUCACAUGCAAAGACACACAGCCUGUGCAAAACGUCUUCUUUUUCUAAUACCACGGCGUAUGGCACAGUACUUCAACAUAAGUAUGUACGAAAUCCUUAUACUGGUGAUAUUGUUGUUGAUUGGAAAUAAAUCCAUUGAAGGUUGCGAAGAAGGCUGGGAAUUAAACGUUGGAAAAUGUUAUCUAUUCUCAAUGCAAUAUUAUGGAUGGGAGGAUGCUAAGAAAUAUUGCGAAAAUCUUGAAGCAAAUUUGGUGAAGAUUGACGACGAUGACGAACACAAGUACAUAAAAAGCAGGCUUUCAGCGAUGGACUUCCAUUACGCGUGGAUUGGUGCCAAGUACAGCCGUGCUUAUCGUAAACACCUCUGGAUUGAUGGAUCCGAAAUGACGUUCAAUGGCUGGGCGCCGAAAGAGCCUGGUAACAGGAGAGGCUGCGUAGCUUACCUACAUAAAUACAACCAUUUAUGGAGAUCACAUUGUGACUGCAAGUAUACACGAGGAACUUUUAUAUGUGAAAAAGUUCCGAAAGGACACGAUGAAGGUAUAGUUGAUAAGGAAGAUUCUGCACUAACACGCAUUAACGGUCCAGAACCAACGCUGAAGCCAACAAAUAGCACUGUUGACUUGGAUUACGUGUUUAAAGGUUCAGACUUUUGUGGUAAAGAAACAACAGUCACCACCGACAGUUUGACACAGACGGAAAAAUCACGUUUAACACCAAGCUAUGUGCAAAAGUCAACAGCUGACGAAAAAAGUACGGACACUACUGGUGGACCGGACGUGGACAUUCCGUCACCUGAUUGGAAAGAAUUAGAUAGCACAGAUAUUCCAGUUCCAAGAGUGAACGAAAAGACAGACGGGGACAUAAAGAUAGGAAGGAUAGUGUCGGAUUGUGGUGGUGAAUUUACUAGUCGUCAAGGCAUUCUGGAGUCUCCGGGCUUUCCCAAUUACUACACAAACAACCUACGAUGUUACUACACACUAAAUAUGGACCCUCAACAUGUCAUCCUUCUCAGCUUUGACAGGUUUGAUAUUGAAUAUGGCAAUGACUGUAGAUUUGAUUGGGUUGCAGUAUAUGCUGGUAACAAUGCUAAUUCUCUACUACUGGGUAAAUACUGUGAUAAAACAGUACCGCUGCCUAUCAGAUCGCUUGGACAGAUGCACAUACAGUUUUGGACUGACAGUUCUGUUGUUUAUACUGGAUUUAGAGCCCAUUACACGGUCUGCGAGUGUGGUGAUGUGUUCACAGAACCUCAUGGUAUCAUUGAAACCCCAGAAGGGUCCACAGAUUACCAUAACAAACAAAAUUGUACAUGGAUCAUAGCUGCUGGGCAAAAGGGAGUUGUACAAUUAAAAUUCCAGAUGUUUGAUCUGCAAGCACAUUCAACAUGUAGCUAUGAAUACUUGGUUAUAUAUGACGGGCCAUCCGUAACAUCCCCUUUGAUUGGUCGAUAUUGUGGUGAUGUCAUGCCUUCUGCGCAAAUAAGAUCCACUUCAAAUACAUUGACAAUCAAUUUUAUAACUGAUUCCUCUGUAACUAGUGCAGGGUUUAGAGCAGCAUAUAAUACAACAUAUGAUUGUGGUGGUGUUUUGACUAGUCGCCAAGGCAUUCUGCAGUCUCCAGGCUUUCCCAAUUACUACACAAACGACCUACGAUGUAACUACACACUAGUUAUGGACCCUCAACAUGUCAUCCUUCUCAGCUUUGAGCCAGACAACUUUGAUAUUGAAAGUGGGAGAGACUGUAGAUAUGAUUGGGUUGCAGUAUAUGCUGGUAACAAUUCUAACUCUCUACUACUGGGUAAAUACUGUGGUGAUACAGCACCUCUGCCUAUCAGUUCGCUUGGACAGAUGCACAUAGAGUUCUGGACUGACGAUUUCAUAAGCCGCCAUACUGGAUUUAGAGCCAAUUACACGGUCAUUGAGUGUGGUGGUGUGUUCACAGAACAUUAUGGUAUCAUUGAAACCCCAAAUGGGCUCACAGAUUACCAUAACAAUCAUAAUUGUACAUGGAGCAUAACAGUAGUGCCCAACAGGGUCAUACAAUUAAAAUUCCAGAUGUUUGAUCUUCAAGCAGAUUCAACAUGUAGCUAUGACUACUUGGAUAUAUAUGAUGGGCCAUCACUAACAUCCCCUCUGAUUGGUCAAUAUUGUGGUGAUGUCAUACCUUUUGAGCAAAUAAGAUCCACUUCAAAUACUAUGACAAUCAACUUUGUAACUGAUUCCUCUGUAACCAGAGCAGGGUUUAGAGCAGCAUAUAAUGCAACAUAUUGUUGUGGUUGUGUUUUUACUAGUCGUCAAGGCAUUCUGGGGUCUCCAGGCUUUCCCAAUUAUUACACAAACGACCUACGAUGUAACUACACACUAGAUAUGGACCCUCAACAUGUCAUACUUCUCAGCUUUGACCCAGACAACUUUGAUAUUGAACCUGAGUCUGACUGUGAAAAAGAUUGGGUUGCAGUAUAUGCUGGUAACAAUUCUAAUUCUCUACUACUGGGUAAAUACUGUGGUGAUACAGCACCUCUGCCUAUCAGUUCUCUUGGACAGAUGCACAUAGAGUUCUGGACAGACUAUUCGAUAGUCCAUAUUGGAUUUAGAGCCAAUUACACGGUCAUUGAGUGUGGUGGUGUGUUCACAGAACAUUAUGGUAUCAUUGAAACCCCAAAUAAGCCCACAGAUUACCAUAACAAUCAAAAUUGCACAUGGAGCAUAACAGUAGUGCCCAAUAGGGUCAUACAAUUAAAAUUCCAGAUGUUUGAUCUUCAAGCAGAUUCAACAUGUAGCUAUGACUACUUGGAUAUAUAUGAUGGGCCAUCACUAACAUCCCCUCUGAUUGGUCGAUAUUGUGGUGAUGGCAUACCUUCUGAGCAGAUAAGAUCCACUUCAAAUACUAUGACAAUCAACUUUGUAACUGAUUCCUCUGUAACCAGAGCAGGGUUUAGAGCAGCAUAUAAUACAACAUAUUUUCCAGAUAAGCCAAACUAUGUCUGUUACCCCAACAACAGGAUAAUUGUCCAUGAUUUACCCAAAAAUUCGUACUACUUUGCAAUGCAGAAUAUAUCUUCUGGUACUAACAUCAGGUGUACAGUCUCAACAUUAAACGCGACGACAGUAGAAAUCACAGGAUGUUUAAAGGAUGACCCUAUUUUAUUCACUUAUGGUCUCUUUUCUGGGAUUGAAACGUACCAGAUACAUGUUGGACAAUCUGUUGACAUCUACGUCAGGUGCUAUGAGAUAACUGAAGACGGCGUCGCUUUUGUUAUUAAUGACAACUUCGCUGCUACCUUGCAGAUUGACAGCAAUAAUACGAUAGAUCCCUCGUACAAUGUGUCAUCUUCAUUGAAUACAACAUUUUCUUACGUUGGCGAGCCGGUAGCUUGGACCAUCACUUUUCCAGUUGAGUACAUUCUUGAAGUGACCAGCUGCACAGCGGAACCAUAUACAACGGAUAAUACAGAUUUACUAGUUCAGCUGAUCUCAGAGGGCGGAUGUAUGGUUGACAGUGAACUGAUCAGCAAUUUUAAAGACAAUUUAGAUGGAACAGCUGUCGCAACGUUGUGGUCAUUCAAAUCCGUUUAUUACGACACCAUCUUGUUGAAAUGUGCCGUCAUAAUUUGUCCUGGUGCGUCAAACGCGUGCAAUACGACAUGUUCACGACUGAAAAGAGAUAUUCCUGACCGACCAUACAGGCAAGCAGACGACAGCUUCUCGACAGUUGUAGAGAGUCGUCUACAUGUAAUAGAUCACAAGUCUAGCGAAACAAUGCCAGCACCUGAUGUUGUGGCGGUUGUAAUGUUUCAACUUGUCGCAGUGCUUUUGAUAAAGUAAACAACAACAGAACUGUUUUGAUCUGCAUUUCGUAGUGGCAUUUACUAACAUUGUUUGCUUUUCCUGAAAAGUAUGUUGUUAAAAUUGUGUGCGUUUUGAGUUGUUUUGCUGCAUUUACAGCAUGUGUAUUCUGUUGCCAAUAUAUACAUAUUCUGUGCUGUCGUGCUGAGUUUACAACACUUGUAUUCUGUUGACAUUAUUUGCAGUUCUGUGUUAUCAUGUUGAUUUUUAUGCCCCCACUUUUGGGGGGAGGGGGAGUCAUAUAGAUUUGCCCUUGUCCGUCCGUCCGUCCUUCCGAGAAUGUUGUGUCGCGCCUAGCUCCAAAAGUAUUUGACGUAGAGUCACAAAACUUUACAGGAAUAUUGGACAGCAUGUGUAGUUGUGCACCUAGGGUUUCGCGGAUUCAUUCAGUCAUGUAGGAGUUAUGGCCCCUGACUUUGUAAAAAUUGGUCAUUUUAGUGUUGUGUCGCGCUUAGCUCCAAAAGUAUUUGAAGCAAAGUCACAAAACUUUACAGGAAUGUUGGUCAGCAUGUGAAGUUGUGCACCUGGGGUCUUGCGUCCGGAUUCAUCCAGUCAUGUAGGAGUUAUGGCCCCUGACUUAGUAAAAAUUUGGUCAUUUUAAUGUUGUGUCGUGCGUAGCUCCAAAAGUGUUUGACCUAGCGUCACCGAAGUUUACAGGAAUGUUGAUCAGCAUGUGCAGUUGUGCACCUGGGGUUUCGCGUCCGGAUUCAUUCACUCUUGUAGGAGUUAUGGCCCCUGAUUUAGUUAAAGAUUGGUCAUUUUAUUGUUGUGUCGUGCGUAGCUCCAAAAGUAUUUGACCAAGAGUCACCAAAGUUUACAGAAAUGUUGGUCAGCAUGUGCAAUUGUGCACCUGGGGUUUCGCGUCCGGAUUCACUAAGUCGUGUAGGAGUUUUGGCCCCUGACUUAGUUAAAAAUUGGUCAUUUUAAUGUUGUUUUGCACGUAGCUCCAAAAAUAUUUGACCUAGAUUUACCAAGGUUUACAGGAAUGUUGGUAAGCAUGUGCAGUUGUGCACCUGGGGUUUCGCGUCCGGAUUCAUUAAGUCAUGUAGGAGUUAUGGCCCCUGACUUAGUUAAAAAUUGGUCAUUUUAAUGUUGUGUUGCACGUAGCUCCAAAAGUAUUUGACCUAGAGUUACCAAAGUUUACAAGUAACUGGUCAGCAUGUGCAGUUGUGCACCUGGGGUUUCGCGUCCGAGUUCAUUCAGUAUUGUAGGAGUUACGGCCCCUGACCUAGGAAAAAAAAUCAUUUUAAUGUCGUGUAGUGGGGGCAUCUGUGUCCCAUGGACACAUUUCUAUUUGAACAUUUGUAUUCUGUCGACAUUUUUUGCAGCUCUUUGUUCUGCAUAAAGCAUAACGUAUUGCAGGCAUAUAUCCUAUUGCUUUACAGAAAAUGUCAAUAUAUUGAAACCUGUUAGUAUAUUGCAUGUAUAUUGUCCUGUUGCUAUACAGAGAAAUUAAUCUGUUGAAAAUUGUUGGUAUAUUGCAUGUAUAUUGUCCUGUUACUAUACAGAGAAAUUAAUCUGUUGAAAAAUGUUGGUAUAUUGCUUGUAUAUUGUCCUGUUGCUAUACAGAGAAAUUAAUCUGUUGAAAAAUGUUGGUAUAUUGCUUGUAUAUUAUCCUGUUGCUUGCAUAAAACAAUACAUAUAUUUCUUUUAGCAAUUAUUAAAGACAUUAAUGUGAUUGCAA
This is a messenger RNA of Mercenaria mercenaria, 5614 nucleotides long. RefSeq names its product deleted in malignant brain tumors 1 protein-like. The coding region runs from base 88 to 3909 and encodes 1273 amino acids. The transcript is spliced from 28 exons. The record is from RefSeq and is a predicted model, not a curated record. NCBI's taxonomy places the organism in Eukaryota, Metazoa, Mollusca, Bivalvia, Venerida, Veneridae.